Molecule: messenger RNA, 2122 nt
Organism: Schizophyllum commune H4-8
Lineage: Eukaryota; Fungi; Basidiomycota; Agaricomycetes; Agaricales; Schizophyllaceae
Exons: 6
Coding region: 41-1780 (579 amino acids)
Biological process (GO): protein polyubiquitination; positive regulation of proteasomal ubiquitin-dependent protein catabolic process; ubiquitin-dependent protein catabolic process
Cellular component (GO): ubiquitin ligase complex; cytoplasm
Molecular function (GO): zinc ion binding; ubiquitin conjugating enzyme binding; ubiquitin protein ligase activity
Source: RefSeq, a predicted model, not a curated record
CGCUCAUCUCCUCGACCUACGCCCGCCUACGCCCCUCAACAUGUCGUCCGACUAUGAGUUCUCCGAUGACGAUGAGUACUACGAUGAGGAUGAUGAUGCCAUGGACCAGGACGACGACGAUGAGUCCAUGCAAUCCGAGGACGACAUGGUCGUGGAGGCCUUCACAGAGUCCAAGAACAAGUUGAAGCCGUAUGAAGUCCCGCACGAGAGCCUGAGCCAGGUGCAGGUCGAGAAGCUUAUGCAGAAGGACCUGGAUGAUAUCUGCGGCGUCCUGGGCGUAGAUGCGCCGACAUCCGCGCUGCUCCUCCGACGGGCGGAUUGGAACAAGGAGCGCCUAAUCGAGCAGUACAUGGACGACCCGACAAAGGUCCUCGUGGCAUCGGGUGUCCAGCUCCCGGAACCGCGAUCCGCGCCUGGCCCAUCUCGCACCACCAGAUCUACCUCCCGCAGCACCUCCAAGCCCACCAAGCCGCCAUCGCCGAAACGCGUGAACGAGCCGUUCGUGUGCCCGAUCUGCUGCGACGACGCGGCUGAUCUCCAGACCAAGUCCCUCGCCUGUGGCCAUACAUACUGCUCCAACUGCUGGUCCGCGUACGUGAACGAGAAGGUACGCGACGAGGGCGAGCACACCAUCUCGUGCAUGGGUGAGGGUUGCACCCUGGUCGCGCCCGACUCGUUCGUCCACUCGGUGCUCAUCCCCGGCGGGCCGACGACGAUGGAUGUGGCGGAGCAGGAGGACAACUCGUCGACGUGGGAGCGGUACCAGCAGCUCAUCAUCCGCCACUUCGUGGCCUCAAACGCGAACCUGAAGUACUGCCCCUACCCCGAGUGCACGAACACGGUCUCGUGCCCGGCUGCAUCCACCAAGUCCUCGCUGCUCACCGUCGUGCCCAUCGUGUCGUGUGGCGCGCGUGGAAUUCCUGGGCAGCAGCAGGAGCGCGCGUCCCAGCUUGGGAUAUCGCCGAAGGAACACAUCUUCUGUUUCGGCUGCCCGAUCGAGAGCGACCAUCGGCCGUUGGUAUGCGCCGUGUCGAAGCUGUGGUUGCAGAAGUGCCGUGAUGACAGCGAGACGGCGAACUGGAUCAAGACGAACACGAAGGAGUGCAGCAAGUGCCAGAGCACAAUCGAGAAGAACGGCGGCUGCAACCACAUGACAUGCAAGAAGUGUAAAUGGGAAUUCUGCUGGGUUUGCAUGGGUCCCUGGUCCGAGCACGGCACGUCGUGGUAUUCCUGCAAUCGGUAUGACGAGAAGGCCGGUGUCGACGCGCGCGAUGCUCAGAGCCGGAGUCGAGCGUCCCUCGAGCGAUACCUCCACUACUACAACCGCUGGGCGAACCAUGAGCAGUCCGCCAAGCUCUCCCUCGAGCUGUACGCGAAGACGGAGAAGAAGAUGGAGGACAUGCAGAUCACGUCCAACCUCACCUGGAUCGAGGUGCAGUUCAUGAAGAAGGCGGUCGAGGAGGUCGACAAGUGCCGGCAGACGCUCAAGUGGACAUACGCGAUGGCGUACUACCUGUCGAAGGGCAAUGAGAAGGACUUGUUCGAGGACAAUCAGUCGGACUUGGAGCGCGCGGUCGAAGACCUGUCGGAGCUGCUCGAGCAGCCGAUCGAGCCGGAGAACAUCUCGGCGCUGAGGCAGAAGGUGACGGAUAAGACGGUGUACGUCGCGAAGCGCAAUGAGAUCGUCCUCGAGGACACUGCUCUCGGCUACCAGGAGGGUCGGUGGAAGUGGAACGUCGAGGUCGAGGGCUUUGAGUGCGGCGAGCGCGUCGACAUCUAAUCGGGCGGUUGCGAGUUGUGGGCGAAGAAGGCCGGUUGCUGGGGGCGGGUGCCCGCGAGCGAGUGUUCUCGAUUUCACGCGAGCGUUGUCGAUACCGGACGCGCAUCAAUUCUCAAUCUCUACACCACAACUUCCACGCCUUUGUACGAUACGAAGAAGGAAAGAAGACAGUUUUUACUACGCAUAUACCGAUAGAUUGCAUAAUUAUAAUGGUCAUUGUUUUGUACUCUAGCGCUGUGCGCGGGGAGGCCGUUUGCCCACCCACUCUUUCUUGUAUGUUCUUGUUCCUUAUAGCAAUGCUUGUACCGUCGCACAGGAAGUAUACCGUGUAGGACCAACCGA